Epinephelus moara (kelp grouper) is the source of this 2616-nucleotide messenger RNA. RefSeq names its product TLC domain-containing protein 3A-like. The record is from RefSeq and is a predicted model, not a curated record. Gene Ontology annotation, cellular component: endoplasmic reticulum; membrane. NCBI's taxonomy places the organism in Eukaryota, Metazoa, Chordata, Actinopteri, Perciformes, Serranidae. The transcript has 5 exons. Gene Ontology annotation, biological process: lipid homeostasis. The coding region runs from base 182 to 1000 and encodes 272 amino acids.
AACAAUGUAGAAACUCAGAGGUCACAGAGUGUGGACUGUUUUCAGCUGAGUUUCAUUAGUCUCUGUCCCACAGUGUCCUCCACUGACCCUCAGUCUGCUGUCUCUGGAGCUGAUCAGCCUGUUAUCGAUCCUGACCUGAUGAUCAGGGCGGUGUAGCGGCCACAGAGAGAGGAAGAGGAUCAUGUUUACCGCCUUGGUCUGUGGAGCUGUGGUGUUUCCAGGACUUUUCUACAGCUUCAGGAAAAUACUGACACAUACUUUCACACAGUGGAGUGAAGCCGACGUGGUUUCUGUCAGCGAGAGGCUGGUUUCUGCCAUCCAUGCAUCUUUGGCUACAGCAGCUGGAGUCAUAGUGGUGACGUCCUGCAGGGAUGUCAUGACUGACAGUCACUGGCUGGUCAAUGGGUUUGUCAUGUUCGGAGCUCCCUACAUGGCCUACGACAUUUACGCCAUGUAUCUGAGCCACUACCACACUCAGAGGGUCAGAGGUCACACCAGUUCAUACAGCGCCCACUCUCUUCAGACAGUGAAGGCGUUCCUCCGUAAGGACUGCAUGUUUGUCCUCCAUCAUCUGACGCUGCUUCUCGUCUUCCUGCCCAUCGCUCUGUUCUUCAGACGAGGACUGGGGGACUUCUUCAUCGGCUGCCUGUUCACCACAGAGUUCAGCACGCCUUUCGUCUCUAUAGGAAUGAUCCUCAUCCAGCUGGGCCUCGACAACACCAGGCUGCACAGAAUCAACGGCAUCAUCGUCCUGUUGAGUUUCUUCACCUGUCGGAUCCUGAUCUUCCCCUUCAUGUACUGGAUGUACGGACAGCAGUUUGGGAUUCCUCUGCACCGAGUGGCCUUCCACCUGCCUCUGCAGUGCAACGUGGGUAAUCUGGUGAUCCUGGCUCCACAGAUCUACUGGUUCAACCUGCUGCUGAGGAAAGCGAACAGAGUCUACCUGCGACAGAGGAGAGGGAAUGGAGACGGAGACAAAGACAGGCCGAAGACGGACUGAGGAGUCCAAACUGUUUAGGAAAUAAUCUGGUUUUACACUGAGGAUGAAUGUAUGAGAGUAUUAUGACCACUGUGACGGGAAAAAACAUUAAGGUUUUUGAGAAUAAGUAAUUAUAUGGGGAAAAAGAAUCCUAAUAUAUUCAGAAUAAAGUUUAAUUUUAUGAAAAAAACUGGUUAAAUGUCAGUGAAGAUCCUCGGUACUCUCAAGUGCUAUAUCAUAGGCAACUCAAGCACGUCCAUCUUAGAGCUUAGAUCGAGCCCAAAAAAUGAGUUGAUUUUAUAGCCUAGGUCUGUUAUGAGGAGCCCGACCCGUCUGAGCCCGAGGAUAGUGAUGGGAAAUUACGACGGGUCGGGCUCCUCAUAACAGACCUAGGCUAUGGAACCAACUACUUUUUUGGGCUGGAUCUAAGCUCUAAGAUGGACGUGUUUGUUGGGUCGGGCUCGGGCAGAGAAUCUAAGCUUUAGUCCAGCUGCCAACGAUAGAGCAUUUAAGAUUAUUAGAUUAAAGUUAAACUACUUUGAGAAUUUAAAAAAAAAAAAAAAAAAUUGAGUCAUUAUACAAGAGUCAAGUAUUUUUCUCUCUUCUUGUUUUUUUUGUUAAAAUAUUGUUUUUUAUUGGGAGUUUUUUUUUUGGUCAUAAAUUUCAAUAUUUUUUGUUACCAAUUAUGAUUUCCCCUCAAACAUUAUGACUUUUCUUUGUGUGACUUUUUCAACUUUUUCCCCUUAAAAAAUGACAUAUAUACGAACCCUUUUUUUUCCUCGAUAUUUGACUUUUCACCGACAAACAUUUAACUUCAUAUUCAGAUUAUUAUGACUGCUUUAUCCCAAAAUAUUUAGACUUUUCUUCAGAUUUUUGACUGUAUUCUCAGAAUCUAAGAUAUUUUCUCCUGACUGUGGUCCUAAUAUCUCAUCAUACAGAGACGUUAAGUGUUUGUUUUGCACUACAUUAUUAUGAAGCUUUUUUUAAAAGGUGAAGUGUGUGAGAUUUAGGGGGAUUUGGUGGCGUCUAGCGGAGAAUUACAGAUUGCAACCAGCUGAAACUUCUCCUGGUUAGGAUUCCUUCAGUGUUCAUUGUUCAGGAGGUUUUUAUCAGGAGCUGAAUUAUCCACAGAGGUCUCUUCUUCUCCAAAACAAACAGACCAGGUGAUUUAAACCACCAGAAACACUGAAUAAAGCAGUUUCAUGUUACAAAUCAGUGGAACUUUGGUGCUGCUCACUGCAGUUGGGCUUCUUACUACAGUGGCUGACAUGAAAACACAAAUGGCCCUCUGUGGAGCCAGUGUUUGUUUGUCCGUUCUGGGCUACUGCAGAAACAUGGCAGUGCAACAUGGUGAUCUCUAUAAAUCAAAGACCUGCUCCCAAUGUAGAUAUAAACGGCUCAUUCUAAGGUAACAAAAACACAACGAUUCUUAUUUUCAGGUGAUUAUACACUAAAGAACAUCUCCCUUAAAUCCUACACACUGCACCUUUAACUAUACAUUUUGUUUGUCCCCUGUUACAAUGUCACAAAACUGUUUUAAAUGUUGUGUUACAGCUGUUGUAGUACGUUGUUAAAGCUUUACUAAAUGGUGCAAUGCAGAGAAUAUUUUUGUACAAAUAAAAAGAACUUAAAAAUUA